UUGCAGUAUGCCAAACUGAUACUCCCUCAUGUGGCGUUGGUGCUGCUUACAUGUGCCUAUACAGUGCUUGGUGCAUCCAUUUUCUACACGGUGGAGCGACCACACGAAAUGGAAAUGAAACAGCAUCAGUUGAAAAUGAUCUACUCUCGUCAGGAUGAGUUCGUCAAUAGUCUCAUUCGAUUAGCCUCAGUCAAUACCACAGAGCGAAUCGAUUGGGAACUGGUUGCUCAACAGCAUCUCCACAACAUGUCCGAUCAGUUGUUUGUGGCGUUCGAAAAAUACUUUCUGACGAGCAAUGAGGUGAAGAAGAAUACUACGGCAGAAAUUUGGUCAUUUUCUACUGCUAUAUUCUUCGCAGUCACCGUGGUGACAACAAUCGGUUAUGGCAAUCCAGUUCCCGUCACCAACGUUGGCCGCAUCGUGUGCAUCAUGUUCUCGUUGUUUGGGAUCCCACUUACUCUCGUCACCAUCGCCGAUCUUGGCAAAUUCCUUUCCGAACACCUUGUUUGGAUGUACGGCAACUACCUGAAGUUAAAACAUUUCCUGUGCGUCCGACGACGAGGCGAACGAAAGGAACGGAGAGAACAUGUGUGUGAGCACUGCCAGCGACAUGGAAUCGGCCACGAUAUGCAUGUCAUCGAAGAGCAGCGGAUUCCUGCGCUUUUGGUGUUGGCUAUUCUGGUGUUGUACACAGCACUGGGUGGUGUAUUGAUGUCGAAACUGGAGCCAUGGACGUUUUUCACUUCAUUCUAUUGGUCAUUCAUUACAAUGACAACUGUCGGGUUUGGUGAUUUAAUGCCACGUCGUGACGAGUAUAUGUAUUUCAUUUUGUUAUAUAUUAUUUUAGGUCUUGCUAUUACAACCAUGUGUAUCGAUUUGGUUGGCGUUCAAUAUAUCCGGAAAAUUCACUAUUUCGGUCGAAAAAUACAAGAUGCCCGUUCAGCCUUGGCUGUCGUCGGUGGAAAGGUUGUUCUGGUGUCCGAGUUAUACGCUAAUCUGAUGCAAAAACGAGCACGAAAUCUCUCAAAAGAGGCCUUUAUCAUAGAAAAUUUGUAUAUAUCGAAGCAUAUAAUACCUUAUAUUCCGAGCGAUAUUCGUUUGAUACGAUAUAUCGACCAACAUCCAGAAGGAUCGUUGUCGACGUCAUCGUCAUCUCUCGACUUGCAGAGUUGCCGAUUCUGUCAUUCACGAUUCAGCUUUAAUCUACAAAAUCGACCUCCUCCUGAACAUUAG
Haemonchus placei is the source of this 1233-nucleotide messenger RNA. The record is from the annotation of a GenBank genome assembly. Lineage: Eukaryota; Metazoa; Nematoda; Chromadorea; Rhabditida; Trichostrongylidae.